ACUCGAUGUGACAGAUAAUUACAGAAACAGAAUUGUUCAUAUUUUGUGUCGGAAAUGGGACCAACUAUCAACUGAAUAUGGAGUCCAAUAUAUACUGAAUGUGUCCACUCGUUAAAGUGAAUGUCAUGUAAAAAGGAUGAUGUCACUGCUACGGAUAACUCUCACCUGUUUGUGUGUCACCGCUACACAAGGCGUAUGUACAGAACCCAUCACUCCUGAAUAUGGAUUUCCUCUGACCGAUUCGCAAACGUCAUACCCAACAAACGCUACUUAUGACCUGUUCUGCCUACCAGCAUACACCAUAUCAGGGGAGAGCACUCUCACAUGUCUUAGUUCGGGAAGUUGGAAUUACGACACGCCAACCUGCGCACCAUCAGAGGGUACAUACCCAUGGUGGCUCCUCCUUGUAAUGGUAGUCGUCGUCAUCAUCCUCGUACCUUGUGUCGCCCCAAGGAUCAUCUUCUGUUGCUGUUGUAAGAAAGACGAGAAGGCGUCCAAGACUAACGAAGGUUACAACCACGAGCCCGACGAGGAGAGUGAUGACGAGUAUGACUACGAGGGGUGGGGACCGUCGGAGGAGAUGACCGACUAUGGUAGAGGCAAGAAAACAAAUAUGGACGUCAUGCCAAUAGCCCAUCCAGAGAUGGACAAGAAGCAGUUUGCGAGGGCCACAAAGAACUCCAACUUCUAGUAGGCGGUUAUCACGUCAGCAACAUCAUAUAAAAUUUACUGGAGAAGGAAUGUCAACUAUCAUAAAUAUACUGUGGCUAUUCUCGUCCAGUCUCUAAUCAUCACUUGAAUAAGCCUUAGUUAAUAGUAAAAUAUCAAUAUUCAAAUAUGUUUUAACCACAAAACAUAGUCUUGGUCAAAAUCUAUUUGAGCUGCAUUAAGGGAAUUUAUGGCAUUUUUUUUACCGAUACCAACAAAGAAAAGAAUGAUUUCUGUCAAACAAGGGCAUAAUUUGUAAGUUUGUCACAAACGUUUCAGACUUCAUCAUAAUCUAAACACUUCCAAUAAAAAAACUGGUACCAUUAACAAUAGUUAUUCUCUGUGACAACAUGUAUAAUUGGAGUGAAAACAAUCCGAGAUAGCACAGGGACCUCAAAAUGUGCUGGUUCCGCUAUGACCUUAACUAAUGUGUUCAGGUGAAUCUGCAAGUUCAUUU
This is a messenger RNA of Mizuhopecten yessoensis (Yesso scallop), 1165 nucleotides long. RefSeq lists its product as uncharacterized. Bases 137 to 691 code for a protein of 184 amino acids. The record is from RefSeq and is a predicted model, not a curated record. The transcript has 5 exons. Lineage: Eukaryota; Metazoa; Mollusca; Bivalvia; Pectinida; Pectinidae.